AUGACCGACUGGUUUACAAAUACUGACCCCAUGAAUCUUGUCAUCGAGGGACUAUAUCUUGGAAAUUACCUAGCAGCAAGUGAUAAAAAGUUACUUCAGAAACACGGAAUUACUCAUAUUUUAAGAGUUGUUCGUGAAGAUGUGGGAGACGUCUUUCCCUCUGAUUUCACUUAUAAAUUCUUAGAAUUAAGAGACAUCCCGGAACAAGAUAUAAAGGAGCAUUUUAAAGAAGCUCAUGAUUUCAUUGACUCUGCCCUAAGAGGAUCAAAAGACUUAAUGUUUCAGAACAAAGUACUGGUGCAUUGUCAUGCAGGUGUAAGCAGAAGUGCUACUAUAGUAAUUAGCUAUUUAAUGAAGCGCUACAUAAACUUUUCAUUUAAGGAAGCUUUCAAAUUUGUUAAAUCAAAGAGGUCAAUAAUUCAUCCAAAUUCUGGCUUUGUCAAACAACUCAAAGAGUACGAGAAACAAUUAAAAAUGAAACUGCUACACUCAGACUCCCUAUCAUCAUUUACUAGCAGAGUCUCUCAAAACAACUCUUCAAAAGAUUCAGUUGACUUGCUUAGUUCGAAGAUGAAUAAACUUCAAACUGAGAAAGUUGUGAGAACUCCUCGGCUUGAGAAGAUCAGGUAUGGUCCUCCAGCCAAGAAGAUGAGCAAUCCCUUACCUAUUAGUACUCCUUUUAUUAAUAUGGAGAAGGAAAAACUUGCUUCGACAUUGAGCCAACAGAACCUAUUUCCACCAGUUCCUGUUAUUUCAAAAGGAGUUGUACGCACUCCAACAAUUCUUAGCAAGAGCGGGCUUGACAUAGUGGCAAGGCCAAAGAUGGUCCAGAGAAUGAGCCACUCAAAUCCAAUUCAGAUUCAUCCAAGCGUGUAUUAUACUCAGAACUACAGGAAAUCUCACUUUGCUAAGGAAAAGAAUUCUAAGGACCCAUUUAGCAGCGAUUACAGGUCGGAAAAGAAAUACAUGACACCUCAAAGAACGUCUCUUAAGGCUGCAGGGCUUGGUGGAUUCCCAGAUAAAAGUUCCUAUAGAUACGCACCUCCAGCAGAUAUCCAAACUCCUUCAUGGAAGGCACCUGGGUUAUUAAGGAUUCCUAAGAGAACUAGCUCUGUAGCUAAUUCUCAAACAUUCUUAACCAAGUCUUUAUCAACAAGGAGUUUACCCAAAAUGGAGAAGAAGCGAGUAACUUUCGAUGUCUAACUGGUUCAGAUUACCUUUUCUUCUAAUAAUUCUUAAUAUUUUCUUGGGCAGACUCUGAUU
Moneuplotes crassus is the source of this 1263-nucleotide messenger RNA. The record is from the annotation of a GenBank genome assembly. NCBI's taxonomy places the organism in Eukaryota, Ciliophora, Spirotrichea, Euplotida, Euplotidae.